UACACACACACAGAGCACUUCUAUGUUUGUCAGACUCAAAUCCGAGGGAGCGGAGCUAGCCGCCAUUUUCUAAGCGUCUCUCCCUAAAACGAGAGAAAAAGCCCCGCGACAAACUGCCAUCUGGAUUACCUUUUGCUUACUGAGAAUCGGAAUUUUUGGUAAAGGAUUGCCGUGAAAUCGCCUACAUUUGAAGUAAUUUGGAGUAGAAAGGACUGUUUCACGGCCUUGCCUUAUAUUCGCUGUAGCGGCGAGGCGAGCUAGCUGGCGAGCAAGGUGUAGAUCGUUGAUUCGCCCAUUGCCUGAAUCCGGAACGAACCCGAGCGGCUCUGUCAACCGGGCCCCUUUCGGCAAUCUGGCAGCAUUUUUGGAUUAAUUAAUGGCAGAGUGAUCGAAUCGAGCCGCGUUUUUGUGUUAGCACCCUUGUUUUUUUCCACCAAAACUGCAGGGGAUUGUUGCCGAAAUUCCCUCGGAUAGUGCAACCUCGUCACGUGGCUGUCCUCAGGUGGGGCAGUAAGCGGGUGGUGUGGAGCAGGCCGCGGUGCCCGUCCCUCUGCACUGCAUGGCUGCGAUGGCGCCCGCUCUCACCGACGCCCCAGCCGAAGCUCACCACAUCCGCUUCAAACUGGCUGCCCCAUCCUCAAGUCUCUCACCGGCCAGUGCAGAGAACAACGGUAACGCCAGCAACAUCCUCAUCCAUAGCAGCGGCUCCGCUAAGUGCAAGGCCGCCUCUGAAGAGUGCCCUCUUGACUUUUGUGGCGGCGACCAGGAACAGCAGCAACAGCAGCCCCAAGCCGACUCUGUGGCCCAGGCCUCGGCCCUGGGCAAGCUCCAGCCACUGGUGGCUUCUUACCUAUGCUCUGAUGUGACACCUGUCCCUUCAACUAAGGAGUCAAUCAAGCUGCAAGGAGUCCUCAUCAAACAGUCUGUGUUGAAAAGCCACAGAAUCCUGCCCAGUUCCCUGCUCAACGGCGGAGGAGACUUCCUGUUGAGGAAGAGGCAGGCGAUUGAACUCUCUGGCGGCCAGCUCAAAAGCCUCAUGAGUGGCAGCACCAACGGAGGUGGCCAGCCCAUGGCACCUGUCAAUGGCCUGGCCAAAAAGCUGGCCACUAUGUCUGGCUCUGGCUGUGUAGUGGCAGUGAAUGGUGACAAGCCCUCUGCCACCACAGACUCUCAGGCGCAGAACCUGCCCUUGGACUCUGAGACCUUGACAGCUACCUUAUCAGGGCAUAUCCCGGUGAAAGGAACCCUUAAACAGAAGCAUUCCUCUGGGGUUUCUCAAAAUACUGAUGGAAAAAACCUUGAACCGCCAGUGCUUCAGUCUGCUGCACUUUCCCCCUUUACCCAUGACAGCCCCAACCCCAAUGAACAAGUAAAUUUAGAGGAGGCUGAUUCACACACGCCUACCAGUCAGCCACAGGGCUCUGAUAGGGAGAAACCAGGUAGCAGCCAGCAGGGCUCUCCACCAUGCACACCUGCACCACAGCCUCCUCUACCCUGUAGUUCUUCCUCGGACAGCCUUGAUGCUCAUGUUAGGGAGCGCACCCUUCUCAACAGCAGCCGCCAAGCUGAGAUCGAAAGCCGGCUAAGGCGCCUGCGCAAACGUCUUCAGGUGGUACAGGCCAAACAGGUGGAGCGGCACAUUCAACAGCAGCUGGGUGGGUUCUUGGACUCCGCUCUCAACCGGCUACUGUCUGGUAACCGCAAAUCGGAGACAGCAACCCCCACAGCUACAUGGAGGACUGGCCGCCACUCUUCCUCAAACAACAGAGAUGGCCUCGGUCGCUUCCUGAAAAGUGGCUCAAUGCCCUUGGAACUGGAGAGGCUGUAUCUGAGCGGAUCAGCCAACCUUCAUUCAGCAGAAAGCGCCUUUGACUCAGACGUAACAGAAAGUAGCUCUGGAGGGGACUCUGACCUGGAGGAGGAGGAGCUGGCCAGAGUGGACAUUGAGCAGCGACAUGUCAAAAUAUGGAAGCGGGCGGAGAGUCGCUACACAGUGGAGAGAGCUGCAAUCAUCAGCCACUGGAACUGGCUCCAGGCACACAUCUCGGACUUGGAGUACCGCAUCAGACAGCAGACCGACAUCUACAGACAGAUCCGCGCCAGCAAGGGCUUAGUAGAGUUGGGAGGGGUUGCCCCCAGUGCGGUGCCUGCAGGUGGGACAGAGGUGAAAGCAGAGCCUGUCAGUACUCAGGAUGUUGGUUCAGAGCGGCUGGAGCACACAGGCACCGCCCACGUCAGCAACACAGAGGCCGGCCCCUGGAAGAGUCAAAAUGGACAGCCAGUUAACGGCGUCCUCAGCAGGAUGGCAGAAAGUGCAGACACCAAGCACCAGCAGCCGUUGGCCUAUGACAGCACAUGUGUGGCAGCGCGGACACGACCACUAGUCAGCUGUCGGCGACGGCGGCUCAUUCAGCCCAACACUGUGCCCAACCUCAACGGCAAAGCCCAGAGAAGCAGCUGUAUCCAGUGUAACUGCAGGGUUAACCCCAGCUGUGUGAUGUGUGGUGGCUGGUCCACCCCCAGAGAAGACCCUCAGUACGAGCUGCCCACCCUGGAGCGCCUGUCAAGACUGGAUCUUGGCGUCCACCCCAUCCUCUCCUUCCCUGACGACGUUUGUAUAGGCCUCCGUCUGCAGCAGGUGAUGAAGAGCCAAUGGCAGACCAAGUCACUGGAGAGGAGCAAACCACUGAAGAAGCUCUCCCUCAAACACAAGCUCUCCUCGUCCAAAGAGAAGCACAAGUUCACCAAUUCACUUAUGGCAGUCAGACUGGGCCACUAUAAGAACCGUGCAGAGAAGCCGAGGACAGUGGACAGCAGCGUGGGCACCAGCAGUGCAGUGCUGAACACGGCCAGGCUCGAGGGCCAGGCCGUGUGCAAGACCGAGCGGCUGCAGGCCCUCUCUACUCCGUUAGGGCCCUACGACAAGAACUACAGCCGCAAGAGAUUAAGAGAGCCCUCGCUGGAUAGAACUGACACCUCCCCUAAACUCUUCUUGGACUCAAGCAGCCCCUGCCCGACUCUGGCCAACAUGCACUCAUCCCUCCACAGCCCCCUGACACGCCAGCUGUCCACGUCUUCAGAGAACUCCACACCGCUGGGCCCCAGCAGCCAGAGCGUCCCGAGCACACCUCAGCAGCCCAUCAAGAGGAGGCGAGGUGAAAGCUCUUUUGACAUCAACAACAUCGUAAUCCCCAUGUCUGUGGCGGCCACCACCAGAGUGGAGAAGCUGCAGUACAAAGAGAUUCUCACACCCAGUUGGCGAUCUGUGGACAUCUUCUCCCAGCCCAUCACUGAAGAGGAGAAUGAACGGGAGGUGGAGGACCUUUCAGACGCAGCCUUCAUCCAGCUCCAUCAGCCGUAUGAAGAUCAGGAGCGCGCCCGCUGGACUUGGAUGGCCUUGGCUCCGGCUAAGAGGAGGGGCAGCAGGUCGUACAAAUCUGUUGACGGCCGGACCACACCGUUGCUAUGCGGGACCAACCCUCCCACCCCUCAGCCUGCGUCCCCAGACCCAGGCCACUGUCCCAUGCUCCACGACUACAGCCACGUGCCGUCACCCAUGAGUCCAGCCAGCCCCGACACCACCUCCAACCCCCACACACCCUGCUCUAGGGACUCUCAUCGGCUGCUGUCCAGCGAGGACACGCGGUGCUCGACGCCAGACUUCACCUUCGAAGAACGGACGGUAGCGCCGUGGGAGCGUCGCAGCUUCCCCUUGCCAGAAGACCCGGCCCCAGAGCCCGAGGCAGAGAGCGACCACCACAUCAGGCCCAGAAUGCGCAGCAUCUCAGGUUGCCGAGCAACAGCCUACGGACGUCUGGAUUCGGACGACAUGGAUCUGCCUUGUGAUGACGAUAAUGGCCCCAAACACAAGGCCUCCACCCACCGAUGAAUGACUGACAAGGCUGAGGUCGCCCGGCCCCCCAUCCCACCCCUCCAGCACCCAUUUACCCCCCACCCCACCACCACUCCUCUCUGGCAUUAACAAGCAGAACCUCAAAGCAGAAUAAGAUAUUAAAUGGGUUCCUGUUGUUUGAUAUUCAAACAUCAGUCUAAUACUUUUCACAGUUUUUAGUGAACAUUAUGGAGAUAGAAGCCUUUCCCUACACUUGUUUUUGUCACAGG
This is a messenger RNA of Seriola dumerili (greater amberjack), 4122 nucleotides long. It is a transcript of the gene kansl1a, whose product is annotated as KAT8 regulatory NSL complex subunit 1. Gene Ontology annotation, cellular component: NSL complex. The record is from RefSeq and is a predicted model, not a curated record. The transcript is spliced from 15 exons. Lineage: Eukaryota; Metazoa; Chordata; Actinopteri; Carangiformes; Carangidae. Gene Ontology annotation, molecular function: histone acetyltransferase binding. Bases 560 to 3889 code for a protein of 1109 amino acids.